AUGUCUUCCGCAUCUACCUACAAGUAUCUCCAGGGCUUUGGAAACACUCAUGCAACAGAGGCACUCGAGGGGGCACUUCCGGAAGGACAAAACUCUCCUCAAAGGGUCCCCUACGGCCUAUACGCCGAACAGCUUUCUGGAACCGCAUUCACAGCACCAAGGUCGGAAAACCAGCGCAGCUGGCUCUAUCGUAUUCGCCCUUCCGUCUGUCACACCCCUUUCACACGCACUCCGUCACCCACUCUUGUCCGUUCGUUUGCCGUGGGGCAUCAAGAUUCUGAGUGUCAAUCUACCCCCAAUCAGCUAAGAUGGUCUCCCUUUGAGCUGCCGAAGCAUGGCGGUGUCGACUUUGUACACGGUCUUCACACUGUUUGUGGAUCUGGUGAUCCUUCGGUACGAAAUGGAAUUGCCAUCCACGUAUAUCUUGCAAAUGCAAGCAUGGAGAACUCUGCCUUUUAUAAUGCGGACGGUGACUUACUAAUUGUUCCUCAACAAGGGCGGUUGGAUAUUCAAACCGAACUUGGUUAUCUUUAUGUCGAGCCGAAUGAAAUAGUAGUUAUUCCUCGAGGAAUUCGCUAUGCUGUGAGAUUACCUGAUGGACCCAGCCGAGGAUAUGUUCUUGAAGUAUUUGACCGCCACUUUGAGCUACCGGAUCUAGGGCCAAUCGGUGCCAAUGGCCUUGCUAACCCACGCGAUUUCUUGUAUCCAACCGCGGCAUAUGAAGACAAGGAAAAUAUAUCCUUCACUAUAACAACAAAGUACCAGGGCCAACUGUACACCCUUCAGCAGACGCAUUCGGCAUUUGAUGUGGUUGCUUGGCAUGGCAACUAUGCCCCGUACAAGUAUGACUUGCGGAAAUUCUGCACCGUUAACACGGUAUCAUUCGAUCAUCCGGAUCCUUCGAUCUUCACGGUGCUCACAUCCAAAUCGAACACACCUGGUGUUGCUGCAGCUGACUUUGUCAUAUUCCCACCGCGGUGGAUGGUCGGAGAACAUACAUUCCGCCCGCCAUAUUACCACCGUAAUUGUAUGGCCGAGUUUAUGGGUUUGAUCAGCGGAGGUUACGAUGCCAAGGCCACAGGGUUUCUACCUGGUGGUGCAUCUCUUCACAGCACAAUGAGUGCACACGGACCCGAUCAAGUGACCUUCGAAAAGGCGUCAACCGAAGAAUUGCAACCCGUCAAGCUCCGCCCUGAUGGUCUAGCGUUCAUGUUUGAAACGUCCCAUAUGCUUUCCUUAACCAAAUGGGCCGUGGAGAAAGAAUAUGCAGGUGGCAAAGUUUUGCAGGAUGAUUACUAUGAAUGCUGGCAAGGUUUGAAGAAGUACUUUGACCCUAAGAAUAAGGAAGGCAAGUGGGGUCAGUGA
Messenger RNA from Spizellomyces punctatus DAOM BR117, 1365 nucleotides. RefSeq names its product homogentisate 1,2-dioxygenase. Bases 1 to 1365 code for a protein of 454 amino acids. The record is from RefSeq and is a predicted model, not a curated record. Gene Ontology annotation, cellular component: cytoplasm. NCBI's taxonomy places the organism in Eukaryota, Fungi, Chytridiomycota, Chytridiomycetes, Spizellomycetales, Spizellomycetaceae. Gene Ontology annotation, molecular function: homogentisate 1,2-dioxygenase activity. The transcript is spliced from 14 exons. Gene Ontology annotation, biological process: L-phenylalanine catabolic process.